Molecule: messenger RNA, 1798 nt
Organism: Lytechinus variegatus (green sea urchin)
Lineage: Eukaryota; Metazoa; Echinodermata; Echinoidea; Temnopleuroida; Toxopneustidae
Exons: 2
Coding region: 678-1541 (287 amino acids)
Cellular component (GO): membrane
Source: RefSeq, a predicted model, not a curated record
AGCAGAGUGAAUUCUUGUCAAGAGAAUCAUUAUCUGCGAGUUCCAAGAUUAAGGCAGUUAGGUAUUCCAGUUCUGCAGCCAAUGUAGAUGCUUUCUCCAGCACCUACCCUCUCUGCCUGGUUGUCCAUGGUUCCAAAAUAUGAUCUGUGGAUAAGCAUGUUUCUGUCUUCGGACCUUCAUCCUUUAAAUUGGCGUAAUCCCACGUCCACCAAGUAAAAUAUUGACUAGAACUAAAUGGACGGUCGUACAAUUAACCAGAAAGUUUACUGAGACAACACGCGUUUCUGAACUAGCAGAGCAAAAUUUGUCAUGAAUUUGUGUCUGGACUGAAUUAUCGACAAGACAAGACAUCCACCACCAAAAAUCAUUUGUUUUGUGAGAAUGAUCCGGGCAUAUAAAAAUCGAUUAGCAUAGCUACAUAUACAGUUUCCAGUCAAAUACAGUGCAUGAAUCUGGUUGAAUUGAUGCUACCGUGAUAUAUGGAGUUUAGUUACCAACAACUUCACUCCCUUUAUAUUCAGACUAGGAUACAGUCAUUUGAUAUAUAAAUAGGUUCUGUCGGUUAACAUUAUUUUUUUCAAAACAAUCUAAGAGUUCAGAUUUCCAAGAACUCAGAAACAGUGACAAGGCUCAUCAUUUAAAGAUCUCAACAACUGGAUAUUUUACGAUAAAAAAGGAUGAAUUCGACGGAUGGUAAUUUGAUUUCCUUGCCGAAUCUUUCUGGUGUUGGCUUCGAAAAGAUUUGGAGUGAGAGUGUUUUUGUAAUAUCCCUAAUCUUCGGUGCUAUCCCAGUCGUUCCAUGUUUCAUUACGCUGAUCAUCAUCCUACUCAACAAGAAUCUGAGGAAGGAACACAAUAUCAUACCAUUCAACAUCAUCCUCUCCGAUCUGAGUGUCGCCAUCAUAAGCUUGUACCUCUUUGCAACAGCCAACCUGCAUGUAGACAUCAACUUCAACAGACUAAUGAUGGCUUUGAACAUCCCCUUCGAUUUCACAUCUCUAUUGCUCAUCCUUCUCGCUGCCCUCCAUCAGUUCAUCACAAUCCGGGUUGACCCCUUUGGCGCGCAUCACAUCAUCACGCCACCGCGAAUCAUAUGCGCAUGCGUAGUGACCUGGCUCAUACCGGCCAUCUCCAUGGCGCCUAUUCUGUGGGCGAGAAGUCACACGUUUUUUUUUUCAGUAAUACUACUCUGGAUUGGGAUUGGGGUCAUGGCGCUUACAGGCCUCUUCUACGUCCUCAUCUACAGGUCUAUAUCUUCAAACCCACCGGGACUUUCUUUUUCGGAGGAGAGAAAGCGCGAAAACAAGACGGUAUUUCACACCAUUUUGCUCGUGUAUCUCACCACACUUAUUCCUAGAAUCAUCAAUGCUCUUUCGUUUUUCAUUCUCAUUCACCAUCCGUCUGCGAUUGUCAUGCUUCUUGGGAAUAUAGCCCUCUACGUGAGCCGAGUUUUGAACACUUUGGUCUACUGGUGGCGCCAAAAGGAAUUUAGAGCUUUGAUAACUCAGUGUCGAAAAACUAAAGUUGAUAUUGAGUACUGAAAGAUUAAGAUUUUCAAUCUACGUUUUACGAUUUAUAUUGCUAUUCUAAUGAUCUUCUUCCAGGCGAUAGCAGCCUGUAGCUGUCGGGGUAGCUGUACGGAAACGUGUAACAAAUGUAUUGUAAUCCACCAUACAAAUUACGAUUUGUCUGCGACCCGAUUUGGAAUAAAAUCUAGUGAGGAUUUGAGGAGAAUAUUGAGGAAACAUCUUAUUGUUUUUAAAGGACACGUCCAUCCCAACAAAAGCUGACUGGAAUA